Molecule: messenger RNA, 1273 nt
Organism: Lactuca sativa (garden lettuce)
Lineage: Eukaryota; Viridiplantae; Streptophyta; Magnoliopsida; Asterales; Asteraceae
Product: von willebrand factor A domain protein
Source: RefSeq, a predicted model, not a curated record
UUUGUCGUCACACGUGGCCCCUCUCUUUCUUUAUAUAUGUUCACCUAGUCUAUCCUCAAGCAAUCGCCAGCUGCGUUAAAACAAAUUCUGAAAAUACUCGCCGGAGAAGGUGGUGGUUGCUGUAACACUGACUCGGAAAUGAACGGUAUAGGUGGUUGUUGUAUUGCAAGGCAUGAGGGACGUGGUGGAUGUGGUGGGCUGUACGGCAUGUCGAAGGUGGAGAGGAUAAUGCUAAAGUACAGGCCGAUCGCGCCCAAACCGGUGGCUGCUGGGUCAGGUUCCGGUGGUUCCACGACGGAGACUAGCGAUGGGUAUGUUAAGUGUGGAAGAGGUAAGAGAAAGUAUGUUAGGGUUAACGGGAACAAAAAGAAGAACGGUAAUUCGAAGAGAGGCAGUAGUGAAAACAAAAAGGCGACGACGUCGUUAUGUCCACCGCCUCCUUCUACCGGAGAAGAUACGGUUGUGACGCUUUCUUUGUUGCCGGAGACUCCAGAUCGGAAAGAGAACUCACAGGUUACAGGUUUUGCAGAUCUGUUAUCGUCAACCCAGAUAAAGAAGUGUAAGUGCAAUAACAACAAAAAAACAGCGCCGGCGCCGGUCUGGUUGAGCUUUGACAACAAGGAGCAAAAGGUAGGGUUUGAUCCAGUUGUAGUGAAACCUCCACCGCCACCGCCACCUCGACGACUGCAAGUGGUGUCAUACGUGACAGUGGAAUGCGUGAGAGAGAGUUGGAUAGACGGAUUAGGGAUAGAGUACUGUACGGACAAGGAAAGGGUCAUGAACAUGGAGAAGGACACGUGUCCUGGGUUCAUAUCGGACGGCCAAGAUAGAGUGGUGUGGACUAACAAGGCGUUCAGACAGAUGGUCGGAGUUGGAGACGUGAUCAGCGGAGAGGACAUGUCGGUGGUGUUGGUGAGAAAGAAUAAUUGGAUGCCAUCGCCGGUAAGAUACCCAACUUUCACCUGCAAGGUGACGAUAACCUCCGCCGUCGCAACUUACUGUAACGGCACAACUCCUUCACCGGCGUCUCCGACGCGAACGCUGCCAUGUGACGUUUGGAGGAUGGAGCGUGGUGCCUGCGCAUGGCGAUUGGACGUCAAAGCAGCCCUUAGCUUGGGUCGGUAAGAAACUAAGACUCCUCCAUCCACUAAGCCAUUAACUGUUAAUAUUCUUAUUUUCUUUUUCUUUUUUUGUUCUGUAAAAUUUAAGAGUUUGCUUGUCGAAUUAAUAUUAUUGUUCAAACUUAAUUUCGAGUUGAUUAUCAUCGUUACAA